Messenger RNA from Abrus precatorius (Indian licorice), 327 nucleotides. RefSeq lists its product as uncharacterized. Gene Ontology annotation, biological process: systemic acquired resistance. The transcript has a single exon. Lineage: Eukaryota; Viridiplantae; Streptophyta; Magnoliopsida; Fabales; Fabaceae. Bases 1 to 327 code for a protein of 108 amino acids. The record is from RefSeq and is a predicted model, not a curated record. Gene Ontology annotation, molecular function: fatty acid binding.
AUGAGCAAGUUCGUUUGUUUCUUUGUUCUGCUUCUGAUCACAGUGGCCGUUGGUGAAAAUGAGCAUGAACAUGGGCAUCAUGAGGAUGAGAAACACGGUCCAUGCGGGAAGUUCAGCACAGAGAGAAUGUUAACACAUAACCUGCGUCACUGCGAAAAAGCUGCAAAGAAUGUGUAUGCUCCUGUUUCUUCACAGUGCUGCAAAGCGGUGGAAAAGGUCAGCAUUCCUUGCUUGCAUGCUAUCUUUGCUUCUGGGGCAUUUCAGCAAGUUGGCAUCAAUCCUGAAAUUGCAAUCACCAUUCCUCGUCGUUGCCAUCAUCAUUUCUAA